Mangifera indica (mango) is the source of this 3539-nucleotide messenger RNA. RefSeq names its product flowering time control protein FPA-like. Lineage: Eukaryota; Viridiplantae; Streptophyta; Magnoliopsida; Sapindales; Anacardiaceae. The record is from RefSeq and is a predicted model, not a curated record. The transcript has 6 exons. Gene Ontology annotation, molecular function: RNA binding. The coding region runs from base 352 to 3129 and encodes 925 amino acids.
UUUCUAAAUAAACUAAAAAUAAGAGGACCUGACAAAUUAACCCUUAAACACUACAAAUAAAAUCCAACCUGCUCGACCCUACCCUCGCGCCCUUCUCAUCAACUCCAAUUCCGAUCCCGAUUCCGAUACCUAUUCCAAUUCCAAUCCAUUUCAUUUUUUUUUUUCAAUUCUAGGGUUUCAAAUAAUCUCUUUUAAGAAUUAUAAUAAUCACAUCUUUCUCGUUAUGAUUAUUGUUUUUUUAUGAUUUGUUGAAUCAAAAUUCUAUGACUCUGAAUCUCCAACCAAAACCCUAACCCUAAGCCUAGCGUGUUUUCUCGCAAUAAGUUCUUUCAAUUCCAUCCAAUCUAGUCCAUGGAGCCACCGCCGCAGCUUUCAUCGAAUAGAAUGACCCGCGGACACGGUGUGGGGGACGGGCCGGAGGCUCCGUCGAACAAUCUUUGGGUGGGAAACUUGUCUGCGGACACGAAUGACGGUGAUUUGAUGGACCUCUUCAUUAAGUAUGGUGCGCUUGAUAGCGUUCGGACGUACUCGUCUAGGAACUUUGCGUUCGUGUACUUCAAGCGCGUGGAGGAUGCUAAGGCUGCGAAAGACGCGCUUCAAGGGACCGGUUUUCGUGGAAAUGCGCUCAAAAUCGAGUUUGCGCGACCGGUCAAACCUUGUAAACAUCUAUGGGUGGGUGGAAUCAGUGCAACUGUAUCAAAAGAAGAACUGAAAGAGGAAUUUAUCAAGUUUGGUAAAAUUGAGGAUUUUAAACUCCUUAGAGACCGGAAUACUGCAUUUAUUGAGUAUUUUAGAUUGGAAGAUGCUUCCCAAGCCAUGAAAAACAUGAAUGGCAAACAAAUUGGUGGUGAGCAGAUACGCGUUGACUUCCUUCGAUCACAACCCUCAAGAAGAGAUCAGUGGCCCAAUUCCCAUGACCCAAGAGAUGGACAAUUUCUUGGUAGGGGCACUGGAUUUUCUGAUAUCCAUUCAGCUUAUAAAAGACUGCAUCCACAAUCUUCAGCAGCAGGAAAGGGAGACAGUCAACCUGGUAAAAUUUUGUGGAUAGGCUACCCCCCUUCUGUUCAGGUUGAUGAGCAGAUGCUUCAUAAUGCUAUGAUCCUAUUUGGUGAGAUUGAGAGAAUUAGAAGUUUUCCUUCAAGACAUUACUCUUUGGUGGAAUUUAGAAGUGUGGAUGAGGCUCGACGUGCGAAGGAGGGUUUACAGGGUCGGUUGUUUAAUGAUCCUAGAAUCACUAUUAUGUUUUCGAGCAGCGACUUGGCACUAGGAAAAGAUUACCCUGAUUCUUAUCUUGGAGUAAUAGGGCCAAGACCAGAUUUUCAUGGUAUGCAAUCUGGUGGUGUUUAUGGACCAAAUAUGACAAUGAGGUCUUUUGGUGGCCAUGGUAUUCUUGAACCUGAUUUUCAUGUUAUGCAAGAAACUAAUCCAAAAAGUUUGGAGUCGAAUUGGACAAGGUUGUCUCCUUCACCCGGGAUGUGUAGUUCUCCUAUGCCAGGGAUUUGGCCCAUGAGACAUGCAUCCGGUUCAUGGGAAGUAUCUGAUGCAAACCAAUUUCAAAGAGAUCCAAAACGUUCAAGGAUAGACAAUUCUUUGUCCAUUGACGAUGCUGCUUUUCCUUCAAGAAGGAUUGAUGAUCGUGGGCUAGGAUUUGAACAGCCAUAUGGACUUGGUCCAAUAACUGGUGGACGUGUUUCUUCUGCACUUAUAAAUGUUCAAGGGAGGAGUCGUCAUAGUCCAGUGGGUGCAAAGGUGAUAGCGACUGGUAAUGAUUGCAUAUGGCGUGGCAUUAUUGCCAAGGGUGGUACCCCAGUUUGUUAUGCUCGAUGCAUCUCUAUAGAAAAAGGGAUAGGAUCUGAGCUUCCUGAAGUUGUUAAUUGCUCAGCCAGGACAGGAUUGGAUAUGCUUGCCAAGCAUUACGCUGAGGCUAUUGGAUUUGAGAUUGUUUUCUUCUUGCCUGACAGUGAAGAUGAUUUUGCUUCCUAUACUGAAUUCCUUCGAUACCUGGGGUCUAAAAACCGUGCAGGUGUUGCCAAGUUUGAUGAUGGGACAACCUUGUUCUUGGUCCCUCCCUCAGAUUUCUUGGCAAAUGUAUUGAAUGUUGUGGGGCCGGAGCGUUUAUAUGGUGUUGUUCUGAAGUUACCUCAACAAUCCAUGCAUUUAUCUGAGACUGUUGAGAGACAGAAUAUUCCUUCUCUGCAUGCUGAGCAGACUAUGACUCACCUGAAGGAGGAACAGGUUUUGCCACUGGACUAUGGCAGAUCUUCACGUGACAACCCAAAGGUUCCAUUAAAACCUCAAUUCCUGCAUGCAUCUGAGUCCCAAUUAGUGCAACCAAGUUCCCUGGAUUACGGAUCGAGUAAUACUGCUUCCAUUUCCCAAGCUGGAGUGAGUUUAACUCCAGAGCUUAUUGCUACUCUAGCUUCGUUAGUGCCUGGAGCUGCAGAGUCUGCAGAAAGUGCUCUGCCAACAAGAGUCUCCUCAACAAUCAAACCAUUACCACCUGAGCAUGCAGGUCACUCUUUUGAACAACUGGGCAAUCAGUUUAUUCAGACUCGGUCAUCUCAGAUUCAUAAUUAUCCAUCUCUUUCAAGCUACUCUGCACAGACGCCCCUUGGCAGCUCUCAAAAUCAAGAAUUGACUGUCAGCACACCAAAGCCAGGUGCAGUGUCUUCUAUGCCGUUGACUAAUUUUACAGUUGCUCCUCAAAGUGCACACAUUGCUGUUUCUCCUGCAGUCUGUCAGCAGAAUCAGUUUCAAGUUCCUCCAAGUACUCAAAAAAGUUAUGAAAUGGUGCAUGGAACUGAUGCUUCAACACUAUAUGGUUCAUCAGUUUUUCAGCAGCCCAACAAUUCUACGGGGGCAUCAAAUCUGGUGAAUCUUUCUCAAACACAAAGUAUUAUGUCAUUGCCGGCUGAUAAAGUUAAUUCGGAGUAUCCCAAUCAGAUGCAGCAGCUUCAGUCUGUAGUCUCUGGAACUGGUCAGGGUGUAUCUGAGGAUGAGGUUGAUAAGAACCAACGAUACCAAUCAACACUGCAAUUUGCUGCUAGCCUCCUCCUUCAAAUACAGAACCAGCAAAAACAGCAGCAUGAAAAUACAACUGCAGGGCAAAGGACUGGAAAUCAGCUCUGAGAUAUCCCUGAUCUUGGUGGCUGGCGAUGUUUAGAUUUCAAAUGGGCCUUUUCUGGAGUGCAACGAAAAUUUGUGGGUUUCAAGCUGCCCGGUUCUCAAAUUGUUCAACUUAACUUCUUGGCAAAGAAGGCCUCCAAAAUUAGGGCUAACUUCUUCAUGGAUCCUUCAAAUUGAUCUCCAUCUCCAUUUUUGCUUCUCCUCCUUGUUAAUUGUAAUGUUUGCCAGUGUAUUUUGGUUUAACGAAUUCUUUCUUUUCCGGCCAUAUGGUUUUGGUUUGUGGUGGUAGGGGUGGAUUCAAUCCAAUCCAAGCCAAACGUAACUUAGGACUGACUUGAGCCUGAUUUGAACUCAUAAUGCUUAGUUCAUGUUUGAGUUUAUUCAAAUUGAUAUAUAUUAUUAUCAAAAAACUA